AUGACAUAUCUUGAAAAGUUAACUUUAUAUCUUCGUAUUCGUACACCAAAUCGUUACAUCAUCGAUGGUACACAUCUUCAUAAUGAAAUUCUUGUUCAUAUGCCUAAACUUCAGAUAUUUAUCUUUUAUAUAAGCACAGAAAUUUACACUCAUCGUUUAAUUCCUCAUAAGUCUCUUGAAAAUAUUCAACAAACAUUUACAAACUGGAAAUAUGGACAAACGGAUUGUAUCUUAGAUAAUGUCAUAGGCUCUACGAUUACACAUGUUUACUCACUUCCAUUUACAUUUACUUAUCUGGAAAAAAUCACAAAUCAAUUUCCAACCAUUGGAUUAAACACUGUAACUCAUUUGUAUGUCUACGAUGAAGUUUCAAUGAAACAUGAAUUCUUCAUGAGAAUUAAUCGAGAUUGUCCAAUGCUUAAAUGUUUCUCUUUGAAAAAUGAAAUGGAACAAUCAUGGAAUUGUGAUGAAUUCAAAUCUAAUAACAAUCUAUCUUAUUCUAUUAUUGAAUAUUCUCAUCUUAUAUCACUUGAUAUUGCGUAUGUCAAUAUAGAUUAUGUUGUACAAUUUCUACUCGAAACAAAAACACAUUUACCUUGUCUAACUGAAUUAAAAAUCAAAUAUAAUCAAUUAAAAACUGUAACAAUGAAUUUUACAAGAAAUACAACGCGACGCAAUUGUUCAAAAGUGGAACGAUUAAUUAUUGAAGAAUCAAGACAAUUUUCCAAAGAUGUUUAUCAAUAUUUUCCUUCAUUGUAA
Molecule: messenger RNA, 759 nt
Organism: Rotaria sordida
Lineage: Eukaryota; Metazoa; Rotifera; Eurotatoria; Philodinida; Philodinidae
Source: the annotation of a GenBank genome assembly